UUAAAGAGUAAUAAAAAUAAUUGUGGAGGGCGCUGUAGAUUCUUAUUUUCUGUCUUUGAAGUUCAAUAUUCUCAGAAUUCUGAUUAUUGUAUAGUACGUUUCGAUUGGGAAGAAGUAAAAACCCUCUGCUGUAUAGAGACCUCAUCUUCCCGUUAGCAUCUGGACAUCCAUCUCCUGCCUGAACACUUUACAGUGCACUGGAGUGCAGACAAAUGUCAGUGAGAGACCUGAUGGGAGUCUGACGCAUCCAUUCUAUGCCCAGUAAGAAGGCGUGGAUGUGUCGUGUGUCAUGCCUCACCUCCUCAAUCCUGAAAGGGAAAGGAAAUGGGAAAAUUAAUUUCUACAAUUAUUAACAGGUAAUUUUUAACCUUUCUUUCAUAGCUAUUAUCAUUGACAAGACAUGACCUGAUGUGAUCUCAGAGAGCUGCUGCAAUAGUGGCAUAUCCUCAUUCUGUCUAGUUUCUUAAUUUGGAAGGGAGUACUUUGAGUUUAAAUCCUUACUUUAUAAACAGGAGGUUUGCACAAAUUUUGUGUUCAGGGACAGUUGUGAAAUGUAUUUCCAUAUGCAUUACUGGUGUAUCUUUUUGUACUUUCUCAAAUAAGGCUCUUAAAAUCUCACAAUUUAUAAUGAACAAACACAAAAGUGAUUAGCAAUUAGGUUGCUUACUUUGAUCUGAUUGUGAAUUGCGGUUGUAAUGAAGUCCUCUGACCUUUAGAAACUUGAAUAAAAGUUUGUUUGGAGAUUGGCAGCAGUAGACUUGUGUAGGAACAGUGAUCCACCAGGGCCAUGACUGAGCACAGUUUUCAUGUUGUCAGACCUGUUAUCAAAGAGUGAAGACAAACUUGAUGUUUGCUUCUUUCUCUUUUUACGCUAUGUAUUUAAAAAAAAAAAACCUGUAAAGUGGACAAUGAAUAAAUAAGUCUUCAUAUUAGUAGGAGGCACAAGCUGAACCUGACUGAUCAGGACGAGUGUCUUUGAAGAGUUGAAUUUUGAAUAAUCUGAAAUACAUUUGUGUUAUUCUCUGCUUAACAACACAAUAUGCAGCAGGAGGCUUUUCCACAUCAGAAGAUCUUAACAGUGGUAUUAUUCCAAGCCGGGACACCCUGAGUGCUGAUUUUUCAUAUUCUUUCUGCAUGGUUGUCUUUCUAAUUUAUUCUAUGAGAUCUAAUUUCAUUUUACAGGAAAUGCCAAUAAACUGCAGUUUUUACAAUGCCUACCAUAAUUGUUUAAUGGACUGUUAAAGAAAUAAAUUGCCCCCCUUUUGUUUUAUAGCUUUAGCUAGUAUUUUUUCCAGAUUUUGCAAUGGUUUAAAUGUAUUUUUCCCCAGUAGCUAUCCUGCAAGAAUGUGUACAGUUCAGUGUGAAUUCCUUUAGCCAGGCAAGGCUGAGUAUGCCUAAUAUGUUAUCCCUAGUAUGGUGUUUGUUUUUUUUUUUUUUAUUUAGUUGCACACAGUUCUUUCUUAAAAAUUUUCAAAAAACAAGUACGUCGAGUAACACUAAUGUAAAUUUUCUACUUGGUGAGAAUGUUAGAUUAAUCUCUUUUGCCAGCCCAUCCUUAUCAGUUCUUCCUUUCAGUAUAGAAGUAUAUGCCCAGACCUGCCAGCGAGUCAACUCGAGAGUGGUAGACCAACCUAAUCCAGAUAUUUGGUUCCAGAUCCACUGCUGUACACAGAGACUGAGCCUGUUUGCAUUACAGGGGUCACCUGAUGCUCUCCAGGAGUGGAUACCACUGUCCCUGUGUCAGCUGACAGAGCUCAACAUUGGGAAUAACAUCUUAGAAGAAGUGCCAGAAGUAUUGAAAGAACUUAAAGCUCUAAAAAAAUUGCACUUAUUUGGAAAUAGAAUCCAAGAAAUACCUCCCAGUUUGUAUGAAAAUCUGACAAACUUAGCCAUGCUGAAUCUAAACAAUAAUAUGAUUCAAGUUAUUGCACCAGAAAUUGAAAGAUUAUCCAACCUUGAAUUCCUUGGUUUAAGAAAUAAUAAGAUAGAGAACAUUCCUGUUGAACUUUGCUCACUGAGCAAACUUUCUGAACUCCAUCUUACCAGUAACAAACUGACCACCAUUCCUCGGGAGCUGAGACUUUUAACAAACCUGACCCAGCUUCACUUAGCACGGAAUCAAAUCUCAGAAUUACCAGAGAGUUUAUACAAAUUAAGAAAAUUAAGAAUUCUAGAUGUGGCUGGGAAUCUGCUCAAAUUUUUUCCAGUUAAUUUUAAUGAACUGAUGCUUGAAGAGUUAUAUUGUGAAGACAAUCCUUUCCUUCAAAAAGAACCUGUUGAAUCAAUCCAACAAGAGGAAGUCCUAUCUCUUAAGGAGAUUGCUGCAAGGUUUGUUAUGAAGGAACUAAGAAACCGGCAGUCCUGCAUUCAAGAUUUAAUUGCACACUACCCACUGGUGAAAUCUCUGCUUUCUCAAGGAGGUCGAUGUGCUCUAUGUGGUCAAGGAUUUCUGAACAUUUGGCUUGAAUGUGUAAAGUUUGUGAAUCUGAAAAAGAAUUUUGUGGCUCUUAGUCGUAACCACGUCAUACCUGUCAGAGUGCUUCUUUGCUCUUACAACUGCUUUAACCAGCAGGGCCAUGGCUAUUAUGGAGUUGCAUUACUAUAGAAAGGAAAUGCUUUCUGUGUCUGGCAUUUAUGUGCUGCAGCUUGAUGACAAUCAGACCAAAGAUGUUUAAUGCACACUGGGUGUUCACAAGAGCCUUACUUUAUGAAACGGUUCAGGAUGUUUAAAGUUUCUAGUCCAGUCGUUAGUCUUGUUCCAGUCCAAUGCUGAUAGUUCCCAUGGAACAUUGUAAAGAUGCGCUGCAUCAAAAGUGAUGGGAUGGUAUGGUGAAUCAGAUAGGGUGGAGGAGAGAUGCAGCUAAACAUAAUCUGUACACAUAAAGGAAUGAUGCUGAUUGUCUGCCAUUUAUGCUUCUGAGAUACUGCAGCAGCCAAUGCAAAA
This is a messenger RNA of Polypterus senegalus (gray bichir), 2944 nucleotides long. RefSeq names its product leucine rich repeat containing 69 (gene lrrc69). The transcript is spliced from 10 exons. Gene Ontology annotation, molecular function: protein binding. The record is from RefSeq and is a predicted model, not a curated record. The coding region runs from base 1313 to 2605 and encodes 430 amino acids. Lineage: Eukaryota; Metazoa; Chordata; Cladistia; Polypteriformes; Polypteridae.